Drosophila biarmipes is the source of this 350-nucleotide messenger RNA. RefSeq lists its product as uncharacterized. The record is from RefSeq and is a predicted model, not a curated record. The coding region runs from base 37 to 240 and encodes 67 amino acids. The transcript has a single exon. Lineage: Eukaryota; Metazoa; Arthropoda; Insecta; Diptera; Drosophilidae.
CAGAUCCCACAGUAGGUUCACAAACUCGUCGGCGAAAUGACGUCUCCGUUUGACGGUGCUGCCUGCUUCUGGCUGGCGAUAAUCUGGCUCCAGCUGGGUCUCAUCAACGCGGGUCUGGAUUUCCUAAGGGCCUGCGUACCGCUGCCCCUGGUGCGACUGAGGGAGAUCGAGGACGAGGAGCGGGAUAUCGAGGGCGAGUGCACGUUGGGAGCCAUCAGCGUUCGAAUGUUCGCCUUCUGAAGAAUGGAUUACCAUCAUCUUUAGAAUUAACGUACCUAUCAGAUAUUAAAUUGUAUGAAUAAUAGUAUUCUAAAUAAAACAUACAUCAAUAUAAGUUUUAUAAAACCAAA